This is a messenger RNA of Nerophis lumbriciformis (worm pipefish), 582 nucleotides long. NCBI's taxonomy places the organism in Eukaryota, Metazoa, Chordata, Actinopteri, Syngnathiformes, Syngnathidae. The record is from RefSeq and is a predicted model, not a curated record.
AUGAAGAUCUGGGCGUCAGAGCACAUUUUCAACCACCCAUGGGAGACGGUGACCAAGGCCGCAAUGCAGAAAUACCCCAACCCCAUGAACCCCAGUGUGUUUGGUGUAGAUGUUCUGGACAGAAGUGUGGACGCUGAGGGACGGUUACACAGUAAAAGACUGCUCAGCACCGAGUGGGGUCUUCCCGCCAUCGCCAAAUCUAUAAUUGGCUUAACAAGGACGUGCACUUAUGUUCAAGAACAUUCAGUAGUGGACCCCAAAGAGAAGGUCUUUGAGCUCAAAUCUACAAAUAUCUCCUUCACAAACCUGGUGUCCGUAGAUGAGAAGUUGACUUAUAAACCUCAUCCACACCAUCCUGACAAAACGGUUCUGACCCAGGAGGCUCUGAUCAGUGUAAAAGGUGUCAGUCUGAGCAGCUACCUCGAAGGCCUCAUGGCUAACACCAUGACUGUCAACGCCGGCAAGGGCCGCGAGGCGAUGGAGUGGGUCAUUCGGCGGUUGAACGCAGAAAUUGAGGAGCUGGCGGCGACGGCUCGUGGAACCAUGCGUGUGCCUAUGGCGGCUGCUGUUGCCAACAAAUGA